This is a messenger RNA of Lampris incognitus (smalleye Pacific opah), 3925 nucleotides long. Its product is annotated as zinc finger protein 91-like. Gene Ontology annotation, molecular function: DNA-binding transcription factor activity, RNA polymerase II-specific; RNA polymerase II cis-regulatory region sequence-specific DNA binding. Gene Ontology annotation, biological process: regulation of DNA-templated transcription. The record is from RefSeq and is a predicted model, not a curated record. The transcript is spliced from 4 exons. Bases 287 to 2548 code for a protein of 753 amino acids. Lineage: Eukaryota; Metazoa; Chordata; Actinopteri; Lampriformes; Lampridae.
GUGAGGUGCGAGACCGGUCCUGGACGUGGGCAGGACAAGGGGGCCGAGGCUUUAGGAGUCGGGGGAGGUGGGAGGAGCGCUAAAGGGUCGCGUUUAUUUCCGAGGUGCGUCGACCCCGUUAUGUGAAACGGGGUCAGUUUCGCUCGCUCCGCGCCGACGUGUUCACGUGCCGCGGUUUAGCUAGCAUCCGUUUCCGGGCUCGCUCGCUCGCUCGCUCGUGCCCCCCGCUCGCGGAAAGCGCGGGCCCGUCGCCUCUUCCGUCUGUGCGCUACAUGCCGUGGACGCCAUGUCCAAAAUCGAGCGUCUGAGCGCCCGGGUGGCCAAGCUGCUGUCGGCGGCGGUACACGAGGUGCUGGAGGCGGUGAAGGAGACGGUGUCGGAGUACCAGGAGAAAACCGCCCGGACCCAGAGGGAAAACGAGAGCCUGAAGAGGAGGCUGCUGGAGCUCCAGGGCAGGGUAACCGCCGCCGGCCAAGAUGACAAGCCUGCUCCUCCUGCUGCUUCUUUGGCUAAAAUCACUAAAGAUGAGCCAAGUCCAGAAGCAGAACGUGGACACGACAGCGAGAGUAAGGCAACAUCCCACCAGACUCUGAAAGCUGAACAGAGGAUGAAGGAAUGUAGUUCAGAAGAGCUGGACUGCUUAGAGACAGUUGAGUCCCGCAUCAGUCGGGGGACGGAAGUUCCUACAGAGUUUCCUGACAGGCUGGCAAACCCGCCCAGUUCUGCCUUGGCUGUCUGCAUGACCCAUUCGCUCGCUGACACAGACAAGCACAACUCUUUGGAGGAAUCGAAAUCGAUCGUAUCACCUGCAGUCAGCCCGAGAACCCCCCCACAGCCAUCGGUGAAGACCGAGCCUGAGCAGAUGGAGUUUUCCCCCUCAGAUGAGCGUGUGAUUCACAGUGACUUAUUCCCCUGCGGAGAGAUGGAGAGCCGGUUAGCACCGCAUGACAGCGGCCCAGAGUCCAUGCCGGACCAGGCAGACAUACCUGGGUUGGUACAUUACAUCAAUGCAGACGGUCUCAGCAGCUUCGUGGACUCCUUUCCGUUCGAGUGUCACCCAGAGCUGGUUCCAAGCAUGGCCAGGUUUGGUUCUGCCAGCAGCAGGCAGGGAGAGAGCCACAGCUGCAUCAUGUGCGGGAAGACUUUCAACCGGAUUGGGAAUCUGCGGAUCCACCAGCGCUGUCACACGGGAGAGAGGCCCUACUGCUGCCUUCACUGUGGCAAAUGCUUCAGCCACGCUGGUAACCUGCAGAAACACACCAGGGUCCACACUGGAGAGAGACCUUACGCCUGCUUGCAGUGUGGCAAAACAUUCAGCCAGUCCAGUCAUCUCAAGAAACAUCAGAAAAUCCACCUGGAAAGACGUGAUGGGGAGAGUUUCGGGAUGUCUAAAAUUGAGCGUCUGAACGCCCGGGUGGCCAAGCUGCUGUCUGCGGCGGUGCAUGAGGUGCUGGAGGUGGUGAAGGAGACGGUGUCGGAGUACCAGGAGAAAACCGCCCGGACCCAGAGGGAAAACGAGAGCCUGAAGAGGAGGCUGCAGGAGCUCCAGGACAAGAUAAGGAGAGAGAGCACGUCCCCCCUGUCAGCAGCUGUUCUGACACCCACAGAAAAUGCAGAAGAAAAGAACGGUGAGCCAGAGCAAGAUACAAGUCUCCCUCUGGGGCAAAACUCUCAACUCCCCACUAGAGAACCCACACUGACAGGCAGCCACCAUCUCGGACUCGACAUAAAGCAGGAAUCCAGUGAACAUGAGGCCGGCGAUGCAGCCAAGUGCGGCUUGGCACAAACAUUAACAGAGUGUGGCCAAGUGCAACUGGAGGAGAUCCUGACCAACACUGAAGAGGAGGAUGUGAUGGCUGGUGAUUCAUCACCCAGCGUAAAAACUGACAUCAACACAGACACGCCCAACGAUGCUGAAGCCUCUCAGUCUGACCCAUCGCUCCACGUGAACAUGGCUGUCAUCAAACGUGAGCCAGAACUGACGGACAGCACAGCACCCGAACUCCCAGUGGUCCAGGAAGUUUACAACGACUGUGUGGAUUUAAGUUCCAACUCUUCUCGUCACAUGGCUGAGAGUCAGCGGUCGAGGGUCAGUGUUGGACCCCACGGACGCUUCUUCCUCCAUCCGAACCACAACAUGGCACCCAUCAGGAAGUAUGGGUUUGCCAAAACCAGCAGGACUGUCUUUGAUGGUAAGAGAACACGGUGGGAGCAGGUGAGGAGGGACGAAGCGCAUAUGUGUUUUGUUUGCGGGAAGACGUUUAGCAGGGUGGGGAACCUGCGCGUCCAUCAGCGCUGUCACACAGGAGAGAAACCAUAUGGCUGCCUGCAGUGCGGGAGGUGUUUCAGCCAGGCAGGAGACCUUAAGAAGCAUAAGAGGGUACACACUGGGGAGAAACCAUAUUACUGCAGCCACUGUGGGAAGAGCUUCAGCCGCGGGGAGAACCUCAAACGGCACCAGAAGAUCCACGUUGGCGAGGCAAUGCAGCUGCAACAGGCAGGGAGCGGUGGGAAAGAGUUACCUGUUAUAAGCAGCAUGUAUCAGUGACGUCAUUACACCAGAGAUGUGAAAGGAUGACUCGUGUUGCCGAGAGACGUCUGAAUUAUGAGCCAUUUUAGUCUAGUCUGACAAUUAAGCCUCCUGGAAUGAACUGUGAACUGUUACAGGGAGGAACCUGCUGUGCAUACCUUGCAGACGUGUAGAUAUACCUCUGAAAAGCAUUACGAUAGAUAAAGACUAUUAAUGAAUUUUCAUGCUUUAUUGACAACCUCCCCCCCCCACAAGAUGGUUAGAGGUCAGGGUAGAUUAGAUAUACAGGGCCUUGCUCGAGGACACUACAGCAGGGUGGCCCAGUGAGACAGAGGGUUGAGAGUUGAAUCCAGGAUUUAUCUCUGUGCUGCAGACUGUGAAUGCGAUGAUGUCAUUAGCCCUGCUCGCACAGGACUGGUAUUACCCGGGGACCUCUAGUAAUCUGUAAUAAUCGAGGAGGUCGUCUGUGAUCUUAAUCCCGUGCUGUGUCCGUAAUUUGUACAGUACAAAUUCCAGCGCAAAUUGCCAACCAUAAUCCGGCGAACACAGAGGUCGUCUGAUAAUAUUAGUCCCAUGUGAAUCGGCAUUUCGGUAAUUUGGGGGUCUUUUUUUUUUCCAGCAAGGUUUUUUUUUUUUUUUCUCCAGACCGUUUUCUGCCUCUUUCCCGGUCGGGAAUAUGGAGGCUGCAGUGGAAGUUAUAACUCAGCUGACAGCAUUUUGGGUGUAAAUUCGGGGGGUUCGUGUCGUUACACAGAACGGAGACCCGUUGGCAGCAAGAGCCAGAUCAGAUCCAUCAGCAGAGAGAAACUACACAAGACAUUUAAGACGUCGUUGCAGGGGAAACUAGUGUAGCGGGAGCGGAUGUUAUGCAGAGCCUUGAUGUUUUAAUCAUAUGGGGGGGGGUCAGUAAAUUAGAGUAAAACAAACUUGGCUUAUCUUGUGCAACUGUGCCGCACAAAACGCAGACGCGGGGGCUAGUUUCUAAAUCACAUGAGGUUCCCAGGUGGUACUAGUCUGGUGUGAAUAGGGGGCUAUUGUCCGGCAACCUUUGACCUUUAUAAGGUCAAAACUCACCAGGGUCACAUGCGGACUUGAAUCCCUCCAUUACAGCAGUUCACAUCUGUAAGGCGACGAGUCCACGACCUCUGGUUCCAGCAGUGACCUUCAAGCCGUACUUUAAAUUAACAGCAGUUUUUACAGCUUGGUAACAACUAGCGUUACGCGUUUUAGGUGAUGAAAGUCCAUUUUGUGGAGAGAAGUGCAAAAUUAGUGAUAUGCUCAGAUGACCAGAGAAUAGUAUUUAUUAAUAUUUGUAAUUUGAAAUGUAUACAAUAAUUUCUACUCCAAUGAAAAUGUACUUGAAAUAAAUUCUACUUAUUAAAGUUGUCUGGUUUG